AUGGGACUCCUAUCCAGACGGACAGCCAUGCUCCUGCUGGCAGCGCUCCUGCUCUCUCUGGCCAGCGUCGCCCAAGGAUUUAAACCAAUGUUUUCAAAAGAUUCAACCACCCAUCGGGAAAUCACCAUUCGUGCAGUCCUCCAAAAGACGGCCGAGGUCUGCCGGGACAUGGCUGCCGCCGAGGGUCGAGACUUCAGCCUGACUAUCGACGACAGCCUUACGCCGGAAAGAGUGCAGGAGGCCUGUUUGCCAUCAGGAAAAGACUCCUCUAUUCUCUCCACCGUCAUGUUCCACACUUCUCUUCACACCAUGACCUUGAGCAACGCGUUAGUGGACCAGGUGUACAUGCUCAGCGCAGUGCGCCACUUUGACGACGAGACCAUCCAGGGUGGACGUGACAUCAUCACAACAGGUGUGGCUGCUGUGAAGCGAAGUGUGAAGCAAGAGGACUUCAUAGCAGGUCGCCGGACCCUUGGCGCUACCUGCCACACCCUCCAGGACUUCUACAGUCACAGCAACUGGGUGGAGCUGGGGAAGACCUCACCGUACAGCAAGCUGAUCCAACCUGACCAACCUCUGGACAAUCUGGCAGGUCCUGAUGUUCCCACCUGUAGAAACUGCGCAGGAGAUAGUUGUGAUGACAACAUUCUGCCGGAGCUGCUGAACCUGGGACUCAUCACGACUGGUUAUUUUAGCCUGUUCUCCUCAGUGAAACCUCCAGGGAAAUGCAGCCACGGUGGGUUUUUUGAUAGGACGAGCAGACGGGACCCGGUUGGGGGAAUAAACAAGGAUACAAUGGGGUCCAGCCACGGUUCACUUCACCCCAAGGCAGCCGAUCUGGCUGUGAAGGCAACCAUAGAACUUUUGGGGGACAUCAGAUUGGCCGUGGGCGACAAGGCUUUUCUCCAAUUGGUGGGCCUCUCCCAGUCCUCCGUGCUGUGUUUCGUCAUCGACACCACAGGCAGCAUGAGCGAUGACAUCGCCGAGGCAAAGAGAGUUUCUUUUGACAUCAUUGACAGGAAGAAGGGAACGUCCCAGGAGCCGUCUGCCUACAUACUGGUGCCUUUCAAUGACCCGGGUUUUGGACCUCUAGUGACGACAACUGAUGCAGAAAUCUUCAAAGCCAGCAUUAACAAACUGACUGCCAGUGGAGGAGGGGACAACCCCGAGAUGUGUUUGUCUGGAUUACAGCUGGCCCUGACGGCAGCGCCACCUUCCUCUGACAUUUUUGUCUUCACCGAUGCUCCUGCUAAAGACGCUGAUCUGAAAAGCACAAUCACUGCACUGAUCGAGAGCACCAAGUCUGUGGUGACGUUCAUGUUGACGAGCGUAUUUGCAAGACGACGGCGCAGGGACAGCCAGGGUGUGGCCCCACGUUCAAUUGGUCCAGCAGGCGUUGAGCUUUACCGUGACCUGGCCAGAGCCAGUGGUGGUCAAACCAUCGAGGGCUCUAAGUCUGACCUUGCAGCUGCAACAGCUGUGAUACAGGACUCGUCCGCCAGUGCAGUGGUGACAGUUUUUCAGGCAGUGAAGAAGCCUGGAAGUCCAGAUACUUUUACGUUUACUGUUGACGAGUCACUUCAAAACCUGACGGCCUACAUCACAGGAGCCUCAUCGCUGACUUUCAUCCUUACGAGUCCCUCAGGUGCAUCUCAGACGUCUAGUGAGACCAGUGGCCCACUGGCAUCAAUGACAACCGCAGGAAACCUCAGGCGUCUGAGCCUCAGCACCGGCAACCAAACAGGAUUAUGGGAAGUCAGCGUGAAUUCAAACGACCCCUACUCUGUUAAAGUGACAGGUCAGAGCUCAGUGAACUUCAUCUUUAACCUUGUGGAGGUGUUUGAAGGAGCUCAUGGGGACUUCAGUCUGAAGGAGGGACGACCUUUCGCAGGAGGGAAUAUCAGCCUCAUGAUCACAGUGACUGGAAGCGACUCGGUGAAGGUCACAGAGGUCACUCUUUUUGACAGCUCAGGGCCAACACAAGUUAAUGGAACACUGGAGUCUUUAGGUGGCGGCACCUUUCUAGCACGGUUCAACAAUGUCCCGGCAGGAGAGUAUGUGGUGCGUCUGAAUGGGGAAGAGAGCGGUUCCAUAUCCAGGGCAUCAGCGAGCAGCUUCCAGAGACAAGCCUCCACACAGAUGAAGACUUCCAGCAUCUCUGUCACCGCCGACGUGAGCAACACCAGCAUUGAACCAGGAUCCACCAUCUCCAUACCUUUCACGGUUGCCUCCAUGGCCAACGGAGUGGUCAAUGAGUCUGCGACAGGGACGUUCAAAGUACGAUCCAACAACGACCGCAGCUUCCCAUCUUCCUCACCCAGCUCUGUUACUGUUGAGGCUGGAAGCGGAGGGAAAGCCAAUGGCACCAUCACCGUAACGGUGCCCUCCAGUGCUGCAUCAGGCUCUGACCUGACUCUGACUAUUGAGGCAGAAAACGCAGAUGCUAGUGACAUCAACUACGCUGUGGUGCGGUUCUCCAUCACUGCCAAGGUGACGGACGUUGACCGGCCAGUGUGCCAGGUGGUCAGCAGAGCCAGCUGCCCCAGCCACUCGUGUUCCUCAUCACAGUGGGAAUUCAUCGCCAACAUCACUGAUGGCAUCAAUGGCACUGGCAUCGACAGCGUUCGACUCCGCCAAGGCAACGGGACACUCAACGUCAGCUCUGUCUCCGGCGCAGGAGGCGAGAACAUCACUGUGGCUUCCUAUAGCGCCUCCUGCUGUUUCCAGAGUGUGGAGUUGGUCGCUGUGGAUCGAGUGGGUAACGUGGGCUCUUGUGUGGGUCAAGCUCGAGCACUGACCACUGCUGCCCCCACCACCACAGCUCCUGCCACUACAAAUCAGACAGAGGACACAGGCGCGGCGGAUGACUGCAACUUCCCACUCACAGUUGUGAGCGACUCACACAUCUCCAGCUCCACCACCAGUCCAACCUGGAGUCGUGCUGAGCUAAAGGCCAGACUCCCUGCACACAAAUACCUGGAGAGACGACACACAGUAGCAAUACAUGAGUACAUUCUGCUCAUAACUGAUGGCGACGAACAGAAAGACUCCAUGAAGAUGAAUGAGACUGGCGUCUUCAUCCAGGACUUCUACAGUCACAGUAACUGGGUGGAGCUGGGGAAGACCUCACCGUACAGCAAGCUGAUCCAACCUCUCGACAGUCUGGCAGGUUCAUAA
Molecule: messenger RNA, 3177 nt
Organism: Synchiropus splendidus (mandarinfish)
Lineage: Eukaryota; Metazoa; Chordata; Actinopteri; Syngnathiformes; Callionymidae
Product: von Willebrand factor A domain-containing protein 7-like
Exons: 21
Coding region: 1-3177 (1058 amino acids)
Source: RefSeq, a predicted model, not a curated record